Messenger RNA from Aspergillus brunneoviolaceus CBS 621.78, 933 nucleotides. RefSeq names its product cytochrome P450. Lineage: Eukaryota; Fungi; Ascomycota; Eurotiomycetes; Eurotiales; Aspergillaceae. Gene Ontology annotation, molecular function: oxidoreductase activity, acting on paired donors, with incorporation or reduction of molecular oxygen; heme binding; iron ion binding. Bases 246 to 662 code for a protein of 138 amino acids. The record is from RefSeq and is a predicted model, not a curated record. The transcript is spliced from 2 exons.
CCUGACACCAGUCUUCAAAAGCCAUCUGAUUCCUUCCAAAUCUGCGACCCAGCAUCCCAGCCGUUCUCUCGGGGAUCCUCCGAGCAGCCUCUUUGAUAGGCGUCGCUGAUAUUGAGCUUUGCAGAGCUCGCCCACGUCGACCACCCCACGCGAACAACGCUGUGUGCGAUUCCACCAUCUUGGCGACGGCGAGCAUGAAGAGGCAUAUUAUGACUGGCUUACGAGACUGAUAAGCCGUGCUUGUGAUGAACACCGGUGGCAGCCUCGCGUGGGUAUUCUACUGCCUCGCCACCCACCCCCAGAGCCAGGACGCCAUCCGCAGAGAGUUAGCCAGCUUCCCAGACGGUCCCGACGCGGACUACGACCAGCUCCCCAUGGUCCACGCGGUGGUCAUGGCAGCCGUCCGCCUGUACCCGGGGUUCACGUUCCUGCUCCGCAAGGCCAUCCGCGACACCACGAUCGGGGACCAACUCAUCCCCAAUAACACGUUCGUGGGGCUGUGUACGCGCGCGAUCAACCACGCUGAGCACCUGUGGGGGCCGGAUGCCGCCGCCUUUCGGCCCGAGCGCUGGCUGGAGCGAUCGGCCGAGGGGCCCGGGCUCUUGAUCAGUCCGCUCGGGGGCGCCCCGGCGUCGGAAGGGACCUCGCCCUGGCCCAGAUGAAACGGCAGAUCGCCGUGGUGGUGCGGCGGUUCCGUCUGGAGACCGUGGGCCGCGUUGAGGAGUUUCGUCCGUGCGGGUUGUUUGCAGCCACUCCCCCCGCCGGACCUUCUGGUUUGGUUCACGGAGCUUGAAGGGUAGUUAGUAAGUAAGGGAUUUCGGCGACACCAAAUGAAAUGGCUGGCCUGUCUGGCGGACAUGACAGUGGCGCUAUCGGUGGGCUAGUAGGAAGGAUGUAACUAAUAGCCACUAUGCAAAAUUCGAUUGCGCUGGU